Parasteatoda tepidariorum (common house spider) is the source of this 618-nucleotide messenger RNA. NCBI's taxonomy places the organism in Eukaryota, Metazoa, Arthropoda, Arachnida, Araneae, Theridiidae. The record is from RefSeq and is a predicted model, not a curated record.
AAACUUAGCUAUUAUGUUAUCUUCUUUAAUUAUUCUAAUUUAUGAUAUCCAACAUCAUAACAUGGUGUCAGAGUAAAGUUAAACUGCCUACUAAGCAUUAUAAAUAUUAAUCUGGUCCAGCUUACUUGUUAUUUUCAUUUAUCGAUAAUGUCAACCAGCCUACCAACUCCUAAGCAAUUCAGCGUGAACGCUUCAAAUCCUUCAGAAUCAUGGAGAUUCUGGAAGCAAGAUUUUGAAAACUAUCUUGAGGCUUCUGGCUAUUCAUCUGAGUCAGAAAAGAGGAAAACGGCUUUGUUUCGACAUGUAUGUGGUGAAGAGUUAAAAACAAUCUAUCGCACUUUCACACUUACACCACUGCCUCCAGCCAUCGAAGUAAGCCUUGACCAAAUACUGAAAGCAUUUGAUGAUCAAUUCAAAGAUUAUCAAAAUGAAAUCAAUUUGGUCUCUACUUCUCGCGAACAGUUCCCAAAGCAAAACAGAUAUAGUUGUAAAAAUUGUGGACUUCAACAUGAACCUAAAAAGUGUCCAGCGUUUGGUACGGCCUGCAACAACUGUGGAAAGAGGAAUUAUUGGUAUAAGUUUUGCCGUUCUAAACCUCUCAAGAAAAGUGGCAACCGU